AAGCACUCGCGUUCUCUGGUGGAAGCGACAGCUCCCGUUGUGUGGAGGAAGCAGUCACAACCCACGUUUCGACACGUUCACUGAUUUAUUUAUUUUUUCUCCUCGUCUUCCUGGGAUUAAAGCGAGUACUUUUGCUGAAGUUUAGCAGCGCGGGGGCUCGCCGUCUGGAGUGUAUGCAGAUCUACGGGCAAUGAACGCAGCGCGGACGCCUCAAACAAAGUAGUCGAAGAGGCAGACCUGUGCGUUUGAUGGCUGCUGGGGAUGGAGCCCAGCUGCCGGCCACUGUAGCGGCCAGCCGGAGCGUGGAGAAGGCGCUGGAGGAGGCUGCCGCCAGCGGAGCUCUCAACUUGUCCAACCGCAAACUCAAGGAGUUUCCCCGCAGCGCCAGGAACUACGACCUGUCCGACAUUACACAUGCAGAUCUGUCUAAGAAUCGCCUUUGUGAGCUGCCAGAGGAUCUUUGUCAGUUCAUCUCUCUGGAGACACUGAGCCUUUACCACAAUGGGAUGCGUUCACUGUCGUCCAGCUUGGGCAACCUCCAGGCCCUGACCUACCUCAACCUCAGUCGUAAUCUUCUGUCAAGUUUACCCCCGUCAGUGUUUCAGCUUCCUCUCCUGCGAGUUCUCAUCGUCAGCAACAACAAGCUGUCUUCGCUGCCCGCCUCCAUAUACUCCCUCACACACCUCCGACAGCUGGACGUGAGCUGCAACGAGCUGCAGUGUUUGCCUGCAGAGCUCGGUCAGCUUGAGUGUCUGAGGGACUUGAACCUGAGGAGGAACCAGCUCACCGCUCUGCCUGAAGAAAUAUCCGAGCUCCCCCUCGUCCGGCUCGAUGUGUCCUGCAACCGCAUCUCUCACGUGCCCCUGUGCUACCGCCACCUGCGGCACCUCCAGAACAUCCUGCUGGACAACAACCCGCUGCAAAUGCCGCCGGCGCAGAUCUGCUCCAAGGGCAAAUACCACAUCUUCAAGUACCUCAACAUGGAGGCGUGCAAGAGGAGUCAGGAGGAGCUGGAGCGACACCUGAGACCCACAGGAUUUAACAGCUGUUUGUCAGACCACGAGCUGUUCGCGGGUCAGUUUGGAGGACUGGACUCUGGAUUCAACAGUGUGGACAGUGGCAGCAAAAGAUGGUCUGGGAACGAGUCAGCAGACGACUUCUCGGAGCGUUCCCUCCGCAUGGCCGAGGUCAGCAGAGACCAGAGGAACCUGGAGGAGGAGGAAGAGGAGGACGCAUCUCCGCUGCAAGCGGGUAAAGUGGACGGAGAGGCUGAGCAGGUGGACUUCAUUGACAGCAGUGUGAUGGAGGAAGAGGAGGAGGAGAUUAGGACGGAUCCACCCACACCUCCUCUGGCUCAGAAGGAGAGAUCGUCUACGUCCCAAACGCAAGACUCAACAACCUGCAGGUCCAGCCUGCAUGUGGAGAUGGCCCCACCAUCUUCGACGCCCUCAUCUCCUCUGUCCCCCUCCAGUCCCACGCUGGAGGAGCGGCGGAGGCCGGGAACCCUGCAGAUCUGGCAGGAGAGGGAGCGUCUGCAGCAGCAGCAGCAGAGAGAGAAGGCCAGUUUGCUGAAGUCAUCAACCAAAACAGGAAGUCACAUGUCCGCGGCACCACAGACCGGAAGUAGCUCGGCUGGUGCGUCUCCAGAGAACAGCAGCUCCAACUCCAGCCUGAGGCAGAGAUGUGCAAGCGCAGAGCAGAUGAGCACAGCGUGUCCUUUAGUGCUUCUUCAACGCUCCAGCAGUAGAACAGACGUCCCGUCCUCUCCCAAGACGUCCCCUCCACCCGGUCAGGCCCAGAAACCCAACAGCUUCCUGUUCCGCACGUCGUCGCGCAGCAGCGUCAAACCCACAGGCGCCAUUUUUACUCUGGGUGAGUCUGGCAGGUGUGACUCUCGCACGACGCUGCGCUCUCCGAAAGAGGAGAGGCCAGACAUCACACAACUACGCAAGACGCUGGAGUCCCGGCUGAAGAUCACUCUACCUGAGGAGCUGGGCGAGGCUUUGUCCAACGGCACCGUCCUCUGUCAGCUGGUGAAUCAGAUCCGACCGCGUGCCGUAUCAAUCAUCCACAUUCCCUCUCCGGCAGUGCCAAAACUGAGUUCAGCAAAGUGUCGACUCAACGUGGAAAACUUCAUCGCCGCUUGUCGCAAGCUGGGCGUCCCUGAGAUGGACAUGUGUGUGUGCUCUGAUGUGCUUCUGUGUAAGCUGCCCGCUGUGCUGCGCUGUGUGACGGCCCUGUCGGCCGCCGCCGCCUCCACCGCCGAGGUGGGUGAGAUGGCGGAGGACGGCGGCUCCGUUUGCCGCCCCUCACCUUCAUCGUCCUCCUCUUCGCCCUCGUCCUCGCUGCUGUCCUCAGAUUUCCUGUUCUUCUACUGUGCGGCCAUGGCCCUGCUCUACGUCCUCUACUGCUACCUGCUCACCUAGAGGACAAACACACUCACUCACACACAAACACACGGAAACUUAUACUCACAAUACUCUGGAGUGUGUGUGAGUGUGUGUGUGUGUGUGCACACUUUUGAGCACAUGUCUAAUAUUUAAAUAAGACUUAAGAGUGAGUCUUAUGUCUCUGUUGGUUUGUCGCUGUGUCUCAAUCCAGAGGCCGCCUCCGUUUGCGCGUCGUGUGCGAAAUACAACUCUCUGCUCUACAUCUACAACUCUUUGCCCUCCUGUCGACCGCCGAAGCACGUUUCACUCAAAAUAAAUAAAAAGUGGAUGUUCAACAAGAACUAGCCACCAGGGGGCAGUGCAGUUGGGGAAAAUGACCCUGCUUUUCACUUAAAGUCCUAUAAUUAAACACUUUCCUGAGAAGUUAAUGGUGUCAAUCGCUAGUUUCAGGUCUUCUUCAAUAGCACGUGAUGUUAAUUUUUUCUAAGUUAUGUUUAUGUUUAAGAGGAAAAUAGCACAUAUGAAUGAAUGAUUGACAGCUGAUAUCGUCCAAUAGGAGCCAGGUUACAUCCCCUUCAUGUUUACAGUCAGUGGUUUUAAGACCAUUUAGUUGUGUUUUCAAACGUGUCUUGUUCGAUGUUCACUUGAUUUGGAGCCUGACGUAUUUUUGUCGGACGCCAUUUUCUCCCUUUCAAAAACGUUUGCUUGCCUCCUGCAGUGAAUCCAGGGUUUUCUACCUCUUUGAUUCGUACAGAUCAUGAAUGUCAACGGAAUGUUACAAGUUUGACAAAAGGUCAAAUUUUAAAGCAUGAAAGGUCGUCUUUAUUGGAGCCUCGGACAUCGACGGAGGCGGAGCUUGUUUUGAGACACGGCUUGUGCCGACACUCCACAGCAGCACUGGUUGGAUGUCUCAUAUAUAUAUAUAUAUAUAUAUA
Messenger RNA from Solea solea (common sole), 3325 nucleotides. RefSeq names its product leucine-rich repeats and calponin homology (CH) domain containing 4 (gene lrch4). The transcript has 18 exons. Bases 249 to 2426 code for a protein of 725 amino acids. Gene Ontology annotation, molecular function: protein binding. NCBI's taxonomy places the organism in Eukaryota, Metazoa, Chordata, Actinopteri, Pleuronectiformes, Soleidae. The record is from RefSeq and is a predicted model, not a curated record.